CUUGCUCCCCUUCUAUUGGUGGCCAAUUGCCUGUUCUCUGCGACCUGGGGCAACGUGGUCACAUUAGCCGUUGCCCUUUUAAGAGAGGCCCUGCCCACACGGAGGGGUGGGCAGGGGGCGGAGUCGGAGGAAUCGGGUAGGAACAAAGCACUCCCAGCGGGCGGCGGCUGGGCUCGGCUGGCAGGGCCACGGGGUGCGGGGCGUGCGGGCGGCGGCCCGGGCGGAGCGUUGGAGGGAAGGAGGCGGCAUCCUCCUCUGUCGGUCCGGCCAUGAAUGGGCUGCCUUCGGCCGAGGCGCCGGGCGGCGCGGGCUGCGCCCUGACCGGUCUCCCGCCGUUACCGCGCGGCCUCAGCGGUCUUCUCAACGCGAGCGGGGGCUCGUGGAGGGAGCUGGAGCGCGUCUACAGCCAGCGCAGCCGCAUCCACGAUGAGCUGAGCCGGGCCGCCCGCGUACCGGACGGGCCCCGUAACGCCGCCGGCGCCGCCAACGCGGGAACUGCCGCGGGUCCCCCUGGCCCGCGUCGCCCUGUUAACCUCGACUCGGCGCUAGCGGCGCUGCGCAAGGAAAUGGUGGGCCUGCGGCAGCUGGACAUGUCCCUGCUGUGCCAGCUGUGGGGCCUGUAUGAGUCGAUCCAGGACUAUAAGCACCUGUGCCAAGACUUGAGCCUGUGCCAGGACCUGUCAUCCUCCCUGCACUCAGACAGUUCCUACCCACCUGAUGCUGGCCUUUCUGAUGAUGACGAGCCUCCUGAUGCUAGCCUGCCCCCAGACCCGCCACCCCUCACUGUGCCCCAGACGCACAAUGCCCGAGACCAGUGGCUGCAGGAUGCCUUCCACAUCAGCCUCUGAAGAGCUAGGGUGGUGGGGGGCAUGCACCCAUGCAAAAGGCUCAGAAACUCACCCCGCAGCAAGUAUUCAGACUAUAGUGCCUGCUUUCCCCCAUACCACCUCACCUCACAGGAGGAGGGCAAGGCCUGGGCCCCUUGGGGGCAAAACUGCCUACCCUCCCUCUCCUGUCUUGGGUUAGCUGGCACUGGGGCAGGUACCUGGGCUACAGCCUCUGCCCAUGGCACUGGACCUCCACUUCUCCCACAUGUGUGUACUCCAGCUUGGCCGACCUUCAGUCUGGCGGUGGGGUCCAAAGCAUCUAGCACUCCCCUUGGCAUCUCUGGGACUGGGAUGAGUGCCUGGCUCCUGGCUCUUCACCUUUUGCUGCUAUUGGCAGCUGCUGGCUCAGGGGCAUCACACCUUUGGUCCCUGGGUUCCACGGCCCUUGACAGGGGCUCUCCAGGACCCAUUCCGGAACCACCCCACGGCCAGGAGGGCCAAGGCUCCGCGCUGGAUAUUUAAGUUUAGGGGCCAGCCUCCUGGGCGCAUAGAUAAAUAAAUAACUGUCUCAGCA
Molecule: messenger RNA, 1401 nt
Organism: Kogia breviceps (pygmy sperm whale)
Lineage: Eukaryota; Metazoa; Chordata; Mammalia; Artiodactyla; Physeteridae
Gene: FAM89B
Product: family with sequence similarity 89 member B
Biological process (GO): negative regulation of SMAD protein signal transduction; positive regulation of cell migration; establishment of cell polarity
Cellular component (GO): lamellipodium; cytoplasm
Molecular function (GO): transcription corepressor binding
Source: RefSeq, a predicted model, not a curated record